Molecule: messenger RNA, 966 nt
Organism: Mytilus trossulus (common blue mussel)
Lineage: Eukaryota; Metazoa; Mollusca; Bivalvia; Mytilida; Mytilidae
Product: DNA-directed RNA polymerase III subunit RPC9-like
Exons: 2
Coding region: 267-701 (144 amino acids)
Biological process (GO): transcription initiation at RNA polymerase III promoter
Cellular component (GO): RNA polymerase III complex
Molecular function (GO): nucleotide binding
Source: RefSeq, a predicted model, not a curated record
CAUAUCCGACUUCCGGUCUCUUUACAAAAUUUGCAGUAAAAACAAAUCAAAUGUUUAGAUUCUGUAAAUGAAGUCUGUGUUUGUCAAUAUUAGACAAAAAUGAUUGUUGUUAGUAAAACAGCCAUACACGGAUUAUUAAAUUUUUUGCUAGCUUUGAUUGUGUUGCUUGCCUGGGUAUAUGUUAUAGCUGCUGGUAGAUUUAUAUCCAUCAAGACAUUAGAAAAGCAGUUCCCAACCUCAUAGAUUAUAAAUCAUACUAUAGUAAAAUGGAGGUGAAAAAUGACAACUCUGCCAUACUAAGUAAUUAUGAAGUUCUACAACUCCUGUCUGACAUUCACACUGGAAGAGGACAAAUCAAACCUAACAAGCACCAGAAAAACCUUGCAACUAUUACCUAUGAAACUGUUAAAUAUCUAGAAAAUACACCUUGCAAAAAUCAAAGUCCAGAACUUAUUCAAAACAUCAUGACAGAUUUGCAAGCAUUUAAUUUAACAAAAGCAGAAAAACUACAAAUUUUGAAUCAGUGCCCAACAUCAGCUGUUGAAAUUCAGUUGAUUAUAGAAGAAAGUGAAGAACGUUUAACAGAAGACCAGAUUUAUCAGCUGUUGGAAAUCAUAACAAAAUAUAACGUAACAAAAGAAGCAUCUAACGCUGGAGAUGAAGAGAUGGAAGACGAGGACGAUUCUGUGGAACAAACUUAACUCAUUUACAUUUAUAUCAUGCCUGUAAAUUAAAUUUCUACAUACUUGUACAUGUAUUUAUAUAUAAAGAAAAUUAGAUACUAUUUAUUAUAUUUCUUUGUAAUGAACACAGAUCUCUUUAAGGAUAACUAAGUUACAUAUUGUUAGUGGUUUAUAAAUCUUUUAAGGUUGUUGUUUCCCUGUUUUAAUAUUGAUGGCAGAUCUAAAGGCUCUAUAGGGUGUAUGCCUUAUUAAUGAAAUCAAUACAAGACUUUUUGUUUGUUAA